CUUCUGUGAGUGAGGAGAGCAAAAUAAAGUAAACUGACAUAUUACAGCCAGAUAUUCUUCAUACAGCGACUACCAGUCAAAAAUAUGGCACCAAAUAUUCUUCCUCCACUUUGAGCUGAUGAUGUUUUCUGUAAUCGCUAAUGCUCCUUUUACACACACACUGAACAACAUGAAGCAUUGCUUGGUCACUGGUUGAGCUAAACUGCUAUUAUCUAAUUGUGGAGUUCAAUUUAACAGCUGACCAGUCACAAAACCAGUGAGUUAUUAUCAUAUUUCAUUACUAUAGCGAAUAUAAUGUGAGAAAUGUUGGGGGAAAAAAAGACAUUUUGUUUAGACUGUAACAAGGACACUGUAAAUAAAGUGUUAGUUCUAGUUAAUGAUAAUAAGGCUGAUGAACUUGAGAAAGAAGGAUGACCGAUUACACACACCGAUUGACCGAUUACACACACCGAUUGUCUUGAGUUUAAUGACUUCCAGAUGAAACACACAUUCCAGCCUGUCAAAGAAGGAGGAGAAACAGGGACUACGGUCUCUCUCUCUCUGUGAUCUUCUGUUUAUUUCCAGGUCGUGGUGUCGGUCCGGACGGGAGGAACAGAAUGACGGUCCUGCAGCUUCUGCUGAUGUGUCAGAUGUCCAUCACAGCGUCCCUGCACUGGAGGAAAGCGCUGUACCCAUCAGCCUUCCGAGUGAGGCGCGGGACGCCAGCUCUGCUCAACCCCUCGUUUCAGAAAUCUGUGGAAGACGCCAGCCUUCUCUAUGAGGUGUUGUUGUCAGGCGCGUACAUGGACGCCUCACGCGGGACGCUCCACGUAUCCGAUCGGGAACUGGCGUCCAUGCGAAAGCUUGAGGUUCUGGAGGUCCUGUGUGAAGACGUGCUUCCCAGAAGCCUCUCUGAGAUCCGGCGUCUCAGUGCGCAGCUGUCAGUGCGUCGUGGAUCGCUGCGGAUGGAGGACUUCGAGCGCACGGUCCUCACGAUGGUGUUUACUGCACAACAACUACAACACACCCACCCCGGCCACCAGAGGGAGCUGUGGGCAAACGCACUCCUACAACUAUAUCAAGCCAUUAAAGAAGACCUGUGGCCACAAACCACUGCCAAUUAAUGAGAGGACUGAACACGGAAGUGACUUAAUCUGCAGUUCAUCGACUGGCCACUAGAGACCGGCUACAAAUAAGAGCCAAUCCCAUAGACCUCCAUGUUAAAAUGCCCAACUUUACAGCAGAAACAAAUGUGUUUACAGCCUGGUGCAAAAAGUAGUUUUGGUCUAUAUGGUUAAUUUUGUCCUUCUUGACGACUGUGAGGGGGUGAAUUUUUUUUUUUUUAUAACUCAUUCGUUUAAUUAAUAUUAAGCCUUAAAGUUGUGCAUAAUUAAGGGCGUGGCCACUUGAGUGACAGGUGGAUUGCCGCUGAUGUCACUGCUAGCCGUUUUUAGCGUCAAGUCUCCUCAGUUAAUCCGCAUCGCUGCCCAUUUUCGUUUACUUUCUCCGCCCACUUUGGGCUUAAAUGCUCUUCAGAAACCCACAGGUGACAUCACAGACACUAUGUCCAUUUUUUUUACAGUCUAUAGUCUCAUAUCACGAAUCCACUGCUCUGCUUGUCAACCGGUGACCACAGAGAUCGCAGAUAUCAGGGGAAAACAAUGCGAAAUGCAAAUAAUAAAAUGCAUGUAGUCAUGUAGAGCUAGUCAAAUUAGACAACAAUCGCAAUGCAAUAUAUAUUUAUUUUACAUAAUAUUUGCAAAUAACUCUAAAUAUAAUAUUUGAACUUGCAGAAUUAUAAUUUAGAUAGCAACUUCUUAAUUAUAGUCCCAGAGAGCAACAUAACGUGGGCUGGAUCUGGGCCGACAUUAUGGGGUAUUUUUCACUAAUAACUUGGUUUUGACCCGAUGUUAAAGAGGAAUUACAGGAGUCUGGUGAAUAUGAAAUCUUGUUUGCAUAAGUUCACCUUCACGUUCUCUGCAUGUGUGUUUUGUGGGUCCGGCUCACAGUCUGCAGGAUGAGCUCUGCUGUCCUUGUGUGGCUUGUCGUUUUUCCUGAGAUAAUGAAUAUCCUGAUAUAAUCAUUAUCGCGUCCUUGACCGUGUUUCCCUGUCAUCUUCACCUGGAAGUGUCCCCAGCGGCACACCAGAACCUGCUGAGAUGUGUGACUGUGUGAUACUGUGAGAAUCUGACUGAUAUUAAAGUUCAAACUUCACAUAUGACUGCGGUUCUCAUUUCACAGUGUUUUAUUAACACCUCAGGCCGUGUUUCAGCAUCUCUGACAGCUGAGAAACAGCAUUAAGACUGAAUGAGAAGAUGAUCAACAAAUGAUCAAAACACAGUGGAUCCAGAUUCCAGACUCACAAAAACUUCCCUGUGUGUCUGUUAUGCGCCUGUAGCGCCAUCUAUAUGCUACAGAUAUAAUUAAAGCUAUAGAGAACUUUUGUGGCAGUAUAAUAUAAGUAUAGUAUAAAAAUAUUUACAUAUAACUG
Molecule: messenger RNA, 2470 nt
Organism: Pimephales promelas (fathead minnow)
Lineage: Eukaryota; Metazoa; Chordata; Actinopteri; Cypriniformes; Leuciscidae
Source: RefSeq, a predicted model, not a curated record